This is a messenger RNA of Cyclopterus lumpus (lumpfish), 3781 nucleotides long. Its product is annotated as microphthalmia-associated transcription factor-like. Gene Ontology annotation, molecular function: DNA-binding transcription factor activity, RNA polymerase II-specific; protein dimerization activity; RNA polymerase II cis-regulatory region sequence-specific DNA binding. The record is from RefSeq and is a predicted model, not a curated record. Bases 159 to 1670 code for a protein of 503 amino acids. Gene Ontology annotation, biological process: regulation of transcription by RNA polymerase II; melanocyte differentiation. The transcript has 10 exons. Gene Ontology annotation, cellular component: nucleus. NCBI's taxonomy places the organism in Eukaryota, Metazoa, Chordata, Actinopteri, Perciformes, Cyclopteridae.
AGCUCCGGGUCCUGGACAAGAGGCGGCUCGCGUUUUGACAGCGGGGGCUUGACACUGAGCGAAGUACGGCGGCACAAACACCGUCCGUGUGCUUUUUUUUUUUUUAAACAUCUUUAUUAAGGGCUUAACGUCUCCCGUAAAAGUUGACAUCUCCAAACAUGCAGGCGGAAUCGGGAAUAGUUCCCGACUUCGAGGUCGCGGAGGAGUUUCAAGAGGAGCCCAAAACGUAUUACGAAUUGAAGAGUCAACCCUUGAAAAACAGCAACCCGUCGGACCCGCGCGGCUCCUCCAAGCCCCCGCUGAGCUCCUCGGCCAUGACGUCACGCAUCCUGUUGCGGCAGCAGCUGAUGCGGGAGCAGCUUCAGGAGCAGGAGCGCCGGGAGCAUCAGAGACAACAGGCUUCCCAGUACCCACAAACCACAGCGGCCCAGACCCCUGCCAUCAAUGUCAGUGUCCCACCGCCUGCAUCCCAGGUGCCAAUGGAGGUGCUCAAGGUCCAGACUCAUCUGGAGAACCCGACCAAGUACCACAUCCAGCGCUCCCAGCAGCAGCAGGUGAAGCGCUACCUGGGAAAGCUCGGCUCUCAGGUGCUGAGCCUGCCCUGCCGCAACCAGUCCUCUGACCACGGGGGUAUGCCGCCAGGGCCGGGCAACAGCGCCCCCAACAGCCCUAUGGCCUUACUGACCCUGAACUCUUCUAACUGCGAGAAAGAGAUGGAUGAUGUCAUUGACGACAUCAUUAGUCUGGAGUCCAGUUACAACGAGGAUAUCCUGAGCUUGAUGGACCCAGGACUUCAGAUGGCUAACACGAUCCCCGUGAACGCCAACCUCAUGGACAUGUACGGUAAUCUGUCCCAGCAAGUUCUGCCCAACAGCAACUCCUGCCCUGCCAACCUGCCCAACAUCAAAAGGGAAUACUCCGUUUCGCAGUCCCCGGCCAUCAUGCUGGAUAAAUCUGGAUCCUGCGGCAAAUUUGACAACUAUCAAAGGCCUGAAGGGUUCCCCGUGGAAGUAAGAGCGAUGGCAAAGGAAAGGCAGAAGAAGGAUAACCAUAAUUUAAUUGAGAGAAGACGACGGUUUAACAUCAAUGAUCGAAUCAAGGAGCUGGGAACUUUAAUUCCCAAAUCGAAUGACCCGGACAUGCGCUGGAACAAAGGCACGAUCCUGAAGGCAUCGGUGGACUACAUCAAGAAACUACAGCGGGAGCAGCAGAGGGCCAAGGAGCUGGACAACCGUCAGAAGAAGCUGGAGCACGCCAAUCGGCAUCUGAUGUUGAGGAUACAGGAGUUGGAGAUGCAGGCUCGGGCUCACGGCCUCGUCAUCACGUCUUCGGCACUCUGCUCCGCGGAGCAUGCGAGCCUCUCCAUCAAGCAGGAGACCGCUCUGGAGGACUGUCGCCAGGACCUGUACACGUUCCACCCCCACCACCAACACCACUCGGCCUGCACUCCGGAGCCGCCCGGAGCCCCGGAGCUCAACGACGGCCACUCCAACUACCCAGAGGGUCACUACGGCGUCCACGGCAAGCCGGGCUCCAAACUCAACGACAUCUUCAUGGAAGACACCCUUUCAGGGGGGGACCCUUUGCUCUCGUCCCUCUCCCCGGACACCUCAAAGGACAGCAGUCGCAAGAGCAGCGUGAGCAUGGAUGAGAAUGAUGAGUGCUGUUAGCAGCCCCUACUGGAAGACACCUCGCCUUCAUCUCCACCCGGCUGCAAGUGUCCCCCGUCAGCAGCUCACACACUCCUGGCUGCCGCCGAGGCUUUUUUCUCUCCCUUUUGUGUCAUUUGUUUUGUUGUUGUUGUUGUUUUUUUUCCUUCUUCUCCCCCACCCAUGUUUACAUGUAUUGAAUCUUUUCCAUUCAUAUUUUUUUUUUUUUUUUUUUUUUUUUUGUCCCUCAACCUUGAUUUCAAGGACCGAUUAUAAAGUGCGUUUGCUUUAAUCAAUACUUUGAUGACAAUGAGUUGCGAGAAUAGACGUAUUUUUUUUUAUAUUUAAAAGAAAACAAUGAGUUCAACUUUGAGUAGAGGCUAGAUUAUGUUUAUUUCUAUUGAUUCCAAAGAAUCUAGGGAAGUUAUAAAUCACUGUCAGAAAUGUAGAUAUUUUUUUUUAUUUUUUUUUUUUUAGAUGAACACGGCUUUUUAAAUCGCUAGCAAUAAUAGAAGAAAGAAAAUCUAUUCAUUACUAUAGUGCUUUACACUCCUUGUGUCUUAGAUUGAACUUGAAUGUGCCGAUGCCUUAUUAAGAUGUGUACACAUCAAUGUUGUAUUGCUAUGCACAUUUUUUUGCCUGUUAGUCUUUGUCAGUCUUCCAGUGGAAAUUUCUUCCUCGCUGAAUAUUAAUCAUUUGUAGAUUUCAUCUUAUUUAUGUAUCCAUGUUAUGUACACAUUCCCCUAAAAUGUAUUUAUAACAAGUCAUUUAAAAGAGCCUCUUUUUUUUUUUUAAAUGACUGAGAUAAUAAAUGAAAGCACAUUAAAAUAGGAAGCUAAUAUGUCUCCUUUAAGAUAAUUCAAAUGAACAAAAACCAGCAUUGAUAAUGGCUAAUUGUAAUAUGUAAUAAGUCAAGUUUCACCACACGGAUGCAUCCCAUAACCAUCCGGUGCUGACUGCUCAGUAGUGUGUGCCAGAUAUUUGAUCAAUAAUCAAUCUUCGCUGCCAAAACCAUAAAAAUAGAUACUUAAAAAAAAAAAAAAAUAUGCAGUCUCAAAAAUAGCAGAAUUGUAGUUGAUAAUCAAAAAGAAAAAGUCUGUCAUGGCCAUGACACACACACACACAUACACACACACACACACACUGAUUAUGCUUGAUAGAUCUGAUUGUUACAUAAAAGGUGAAGAUGAAUCAGUUGUGUUUUUAUUGUAUUUCUGUCUCUAGUGAUCAGAACUGGUAAACUGCUAAUAUUUCAGCACACUCAGACUAGGAUGCAAGUGCUGAGUAUUUAUAUAAUUGUCCAUUUCCUAAAUUAUUCUUUUAAACAUUUUUUAUUUUAUUUUUUAAACCACUGUGGUGACAUUUCACAAACAGGAUGUUUUUUUUGUUUGUUUUUUUCCUCCAUUAUGUGAACAUUUAUAUUGCCAAGGAGUAAAAGGAGACUGCUUUUUGGGGAUUUUGUAUGACAUUGCGUGACAUUGUCAAAACACUGGAAAUGACUCAAUGAUUUGAAACGUGUUUUUUUUGUUCACCCUUUUUAUUUUAUUUUUUUAUUAUCUAAGCAUAAACUAUUGUAUUUGCCUUUUUCCAAACGCAUACAGCAUAUUGUAUGAGAUUGUAGAUUCUUUAUGGCGUACGGUUGUUGUACAUUUCAGCGGUUUUGUUUUUUCAACAGUUGUAGCACAUUGCAUCAGUAUUCCUUUGUUCAUAACUACCUGCCAUAUAUUGAGAGCCCUGUUACAGCACAACCUCCAUUUUGUUAAACUAUGCAAUGGUCGACGUCACGUCUCGACAAUGUGAUCUCCUUAUGAAGUAGCCGAAGGUAAUUCUCUUUUCUUUUUUUUUAAAAUUGAUUUUAAGUGCCUUACAGUCCUUUUCUGUUGCCGUGGUGACGUUGGUGGCGUUAAGACAGUGAUGCUAAAAUGUUGUUGUUGUUGUUUAUUCUGGUGUUUGGUGCUUCGUGUAUUAGCUGAAGAGUGCCAAAGUCCUUCAGAAGGGUCGUCGGUCGGUACAAGAGAACACUAUUAGCCUGUUAUGAUGCAACCCCAAAGCGUUCAGUACUGGAUGAAUAAAUAAGGCAUUAUGAAAUAAAUCAUCAGAAGAGUCAAUAGAGUCAAAUUCAUAAAGUAGCU